Clarias gariepinus (North African catfish) is the source of this 778-nucleotide messenger RNA. Its product is annotated as signal recognition particle 19 kDa protein-like. The transcript has a single exon. Lineage: Eukaryota; Metazoa; Chordata; Actinopteri; Siluriformes; Clariidae. Gene Ontology annotation, molecular function: 7S RNA binding. Gene Ontology annotation, cellular component: signal recognition particle, endoplasmic reticulum targeting. The record is from RefSeq and is a predicted model, not a curated record. Gene Ontology annotation, biological process: SRP-dependent cotranslational protein targeting to membrane, signal sequence recognition; SRP-dependent cotranslational protein targeting to membrane. The coding region runs from base 62 to 487 and encodes 141 amino acids.
CACUAGCAACAUAUUUGUUCAGUAUCGGGUGUUCUAUUUGAGCAAAAUCGUAGAACGGAAGAUGGCUUAUUUAACAACCAAUCCUGCUGAUGAAAACAGGUACCUGUGCAUAUAUCCAUCUUACAUUAACAGUAAAAAGACAUUAGCGGAGGGUCGAAGAAUACCAACUGAGAAGGCUGUGGAAAACCCUUCAUGUGCUGAAAUCAAGGAUGUUUUAACUGCAGCAGGAAUGAAUGUCAGAGUUGAGAACAAACUAUAUCCAAGGGAAUGGAAUAGAGAUGUACAGUUUAGAGGAAGAGUGAGAGUUCAAAUCAAACAAGAGGAUGGAAGUCUCUGUCAGGAGAAAUUUACCUCAAAAAAAGAUGUUAUGUUCUAUGUGGCUGAGAUGAUUCCAAAGUUAAAAACAAGAACGCAGAAAAGUGGAGGAAGUGACACUGGAGCACAACAAGGGGAGGGAGGGAAGAAAGGAAAGAAGAAGAAGAAGUAGCUUUAUGCCCCUGAAGAUAGUCCAUUCAUACAAACUGGAACUUUAAUUUUUGUAGUUUGAUCGUCUUGAUACUACAGAACCAGAUACUACACCAGAAAAUGAAUUUUAUUUAAAAUCUUUUGAUGUUCAUAUUGUUUUAGUUAUACAGUAUUAGGCCUGUUUCAGAAAAAAAGCGAUUUAAGUUUUUGUUUGUUGUUGAUGUAACGAUUGCAAACAGUCUGGAAAGGCUUUGCUUGGAAAGUAAUUUUUUUAAAUUAAAUUUCAAUAAAUUUGUCCUUUUCAGCAACAAAU